Messenger RNA from Dipodomys spectabilis (banner-tailed kangaroo rat), 3091 nucleotides. RefSeq names its product phosphodiesterase 8A (gene Pde8a). Bases 67 to 2556 code for a protein of 829 amino acids. NCBI's taxonomy places the organism in Eukaryota, Metazoa, Chordata, Mammalia, Rodentia, Heteromyidae. The record is from RefSeq and is a predicted model, not a curated record. Gene Ontology annotation, biological process: positive regulation of ERK1 and ERK2 cascade; regulation of DNA-templated transcription; cellular response to epidermal growth factor stimulus. The transcript is spliced from 22 exons. Gene Ontology annotation, molecular function: 3',5'-cyclic-AMP phosphodiesterase activity.
CCCGAGGCGCCGGGCGGGCCGUUUGCUGAGCGGACCGCGGCCGCCGCCCGCCGCCCGCCGCCCGGCAUGGGCUGCGCCCCGAGCAUCCACGCUUCCGACUCCCAGGACGGGACGGGCGGCCCCGACGCGCCGGGCCCCGCGGCGCCGCCGUCCUCGCCCGCCCCCCACGGACCCAAGACGGCCGCCCUGGCCCUGCCCGGCGGCGCCGGCCUCGCGGAGUCCGAGCCGCGCGACGGCGGCGGCGGCGCCAAGGGAACAGUAGCCGAUGUGCAAUUUGGCCCCAUGAGGAUUCAUCAAGAUCAGCUUCAGGUACUUUUAGUGUUUACCAAAGAAGACAGCCAGUGUAACGGGUUCCGGAAGGCCUGCGAGAAGGCAGGGUUCAAGUGUACAGUGGCCAGGGAGCCGCGGGAUGCCCUCGACUGCUUCCUGGACAAGCUGCACGACAUCGUUGUCAUUGACCACAGAAACCCCCGGCACAUAGAUGCAGAGACCCUGUGCAAGUCUAUCAAGUCAUCAAAAUUCUCAGAAAAUACAGUCAUUGUUGGUGUAGUUCGCAGGGCGGACAGAGAAGACUUGUCUGUGAUGUCCCUCAUCGCUGCCGGCUUCACAAGGAGGUACAUAGAAAACCCCACCGUCAUGGCCUGCUACAAUGAGCUGCGCCAGCUGGAGUUCGGGGAGGUGCGGUCCCAGCUGAAGCUCAGGGCCUGCAAUUCAGUGUUCACUGCAUUAGAGAAAAGUCAAGAAGCAAUUGAAAUUACCAGUGAAAACCACAUCAUCCAGUACGUAAAUCCUGCCUUUGAGAGAACAAUGGGCUACCAGUCAGGUGAACUAAUCGGGAAGGAGCUGGGCGAAGUGCCUAUGAACGAGAAAAAGGCAGACUUGCUGGACACGAUCAAUUCCUGCAUCAGAAUAGGCAAGGAGUGGCAAGGAGUGUACUACACCAAGAAGAAAAACGGAGACAACGUACAGCAGAACGUGAAGAUCAUCCCUGUGGUGGGGCAGGGGGGAAAAAUCAGACACUAUGUGUCCAUCAUCCGGGUGCGCAACGGCAGCAAGACGGAGGAGAUGCAGGAGUGCGUGGCGUCUCAGAGCCAGACAGAGAGUCACACGAGCGUCUCUAGGAGGAAAAGCUCUCUGGACAUCAGGUGUGUCGGCUCCCGGACCAACGAAGCGUCCAGCCAGCGGCGACACUCCUCCCUGGCCCGGAUCCACUCCAUGACCAUAGAGGCGCCCAUCACCAAGGUCAUCAACCUCAUCAACGCAGCCCAGGAGAGAAGCCCCGUGCCCGUGACGGAGGCCCUGGACCGCGUGCUGGAGAUCCUCAGAACCACCGAGCUGUACUCGCCGCAGUUCCACGCCAAGGACGACGACCCGCACGCCGCGGACCUGGUCGGGGGCCUGCUGUCUGACAGCCUGCGAAGAUUACCAGGGAAUAACUACAUUCUUGGAACAAAAAUCCUUCACCAGGGCCCCUCGGCAGCUGCUUCCACCGCUGCCCUGCAAGACCUCCCAUCACGGAUCGCGCAGGCUGUGGAAGGUGAAGAGCACUGGGACUUCGACAUCUUCCAACUGGAGGCCGUCACGUACAAUCGGCCGCUGACUUACCUUGCUCUCAAAACCUACAAUCGCUUCAGAAUCUGUGACUUCCUGCACUGCCCCGAGGCCACCCUGAGGGCCUGGCUGGAGGUCAUCGAGGCCAACUACCAUGCAGACAACCCCUACCACAACUCCACGCAUGCAGCCGACGUGCUGCAGGCCACGGCCUACUUCCUCUCCAGGGAGAGGGUGAAGGAGGCUCUGGACCCCGUGGACGAGGUAGCUGCGCUCAUCGCAGCCACCAUCCACGAUGUGGACCACCCCGGGAGAACCAACGCGUUCCUGUGCAACUCUGGGAGCGAGCUGGCCAUCCUGUACAAUGACAUCGCUGUGCUGGAGAGCCACCACGCCGCCCUGGCCUUCCAGCUCACCGUGGGCAGCGACAAGCACAACAUCUUCAAAAACAUGGAGAGGAAUGAGUACCGCGUGUUGCGCCAGGGCAUCGUGGACAUGGUCCUUGCCACAGAGAUGACAAAGCACUUUGAACACGUCAAUAGAUUUGUCACCAGCGUCACCAAGCCCUUGGCAUCACUGGAGAAUGAGGAGACAGGUAAGGACCAGGAAGCUGUAAGCGCCAUGCUCAGGAUGCCGGAGAACCGCAUGCUCAUCAAGCGCAUGAUGAUCAAGUGCGCAGACGUGUCCAACCCCUGCCGUGCCCUGGAGCUGUGCAUCGAGUGGGCCGCGCGCAUCUCUGAAGAGUACUUCUCCCAGACAGAUGAGGAGAAGCGGCGGAACCUGCCGGUGGUCAUGCCCGCCUUCGACCGCAGCACCUGCAGUAUCCCCAAGUCCCAGCUCUCCUUCAUCGACUACUUCAUCACCGAGAUGUUCGACGCUUGGGAUGCCUUCGUGGACCUGCCUAACCUCAUGCAGCACCUGGACAACAACUUCAAGUACUGGAAGGGACUGGACGAGAUGAAGCUGCGGAGCCUGCGGCCACCCACCGCCCCCGGGGACUCCUGAGCCUCCCCACAGCCCCUCCUCCACGCCCCCACCCCCGCCGUGGGGACCUCGGCAGCCUGCGGCCCCCCCCAGGCUCCACACGAGCGUGGGAAGGCACUUCUCUUCCCAAAUGAGCAGCACAUGUCCAAGCUGAACAUUAAUAUCACUUAUGAAAGUUAAUUUAUUACUAGUAUGAAUCUAAAAAUACUUUAAACCCAGUGUCAGCUGCCAUGACCAAGCCACCAGACUGCGACCAUCAAACGCGUGCUGCCUGGGCCUGGGUAGGAAACCCAGGAGGCAGGGUUUUGGCUGGUCUUGUUCUAGGGCCAACCAAGCAUCAGGACCCUGCAAUUUCCUCCUGCUUUAAUUGAAUUUCAAAGCCUGCCUUACUUUAUAAACGCAAGGAGCAAACUCCAGAGUGAAGGCUUGUAGCCACGUUUCCAUCUGUGUGGUCUGAUUUCAGAUGUUAUAGAAGUUCUGUAUUGUCACAAUUUGUUUUUAUUUUAAACUUGUAUUUUUCUAGAUAAAAAUAAAUAACUUUUGCCAUUUCUCUAGA